AAAAAUACCGGCCGAUGUUGCGGGGAAACCCUAAAAUGAAAGGAUAAGGGCGACCUUGUGAGGAGGAGAACAAGAGGGCAAGCUAUUGCGCUGGAUCUCUACCUCAACCUCCGAAAGUAUAUCAGACAUUAUGGUUGCUUCCUUCUCAUUAAUGGAGAAUUCUUACUGGUGCUCUUCAGCACAAUUCGAAAAGAAGAAGGCGAAACACCCCAAGGAAUCACAGACGAGGAGUCCUUCCAUCUCAGCAUUUCAGGAAGGUUUACUUUGUAGACGUUUAACAGUUCUAGGCAGCGGCUUUUCAUUGGUUUCUAUUUCUUCUUUGCCACUAAAAGCUGAAGAGAAAAGUGGAAAGGAAGAAGAGGGUGAUAAUGGGGUUAUAGGUGCAAUUACAUCUUUGUUUGAUCCUAACGAGAAAACAAAGAGUGGAAAAGUGCUACCGAAGGCUUACGUGAAGGCUGCGAGAGAAGUAGUGAAAACUCUGAAACAGUCGCUUGAGGAAGAUGAUAAGAAUGUUGCUAAAUUUAGGAGAGCUGCUGAUGCUGCAAAGGAAGCUAUCCGAGAAUAUUUGACUGGUUGGCAAGGGAAGAAAGUGGUUGUUACUGAGGAAUCAUAUGCUGCACUGGAAAAGGCCAUAAGAUCACUGGCGAACUUCUACUCGAAGGCUGGCCCUUUUGCUCCUCUUCCUGAUGAGGUGAAGUCGAACAUUUUGCAGUAUUUGAAUACCGCUGAUGCUAACAUAUGAGGAAUUGAACAUGAGGAUGUAUAUUUGAUGGCUAUUUAUAAGAAGGGGGCAUUUACAUACAUACCACUCA
Molecule: messenger RNA, 812 nt
Organism: Phalaenopsis equestris
Lineage: Eukaryota; Viridiplantae; Streptophyta; Magnoliopsida; Asparagales; Orchidaceae
Product: photosystem II D1 precursor processing protein PSB27-H2, chloroplastic
Exons: 4
Coding region: 131-742 (203 amino acids)
Biological process (GO): photosystem II repair; photosystem II assembly
Cellular component (GO): photosystem II; chloroplast thylakoid lumen
Source: RefSeq, a predicted model, not a curated record